GAAGUGCUAUUGAGCAAACGUCGAGGUAGAGCUGCUGGAGUCGCUCGGCAGUUCGGCGUUAAAGGGGAAUUUCUAUCACAGCAGCUUUCGUUUUAGUGUUUAUAUUGUGUUUUUUAUAUUUUUGGCUUUAUUUUAACCCUAAUGGCAGCGACAAGUCGGCAGGACUCCUAUGAGCAUACAGGCCUGUUCUCCUCAGUGACCCACUAUGGCUCCACAGAAAACUGCAGCGACCAUCAAGCAAACAGCAACGACAGCAACCACAACAAGCAGAACUUUCCCACAGCAGCAGCAGGUCACUGGGUCGGGGCCGAUCAAGAGGAGGAGGCCAUUCGCAGGAAGCUGAAGUACUUCUUCAUGAGUCCAUGUGAUAAAUAUCACGCCAAAGGACGCAAACCCUUCAAACUGGUCCUGCAGGUGCUGAAGAUAUUUAUUGUCACAGCUCAGUUGGCCGUGUUUGGCAUCAGUAACCAGGUGGCCGUCACCUUCAAGGAGGAGAACACAAUGACGUUCAAGCACCUCUUCCUCAAAGACUACAAUCAAUCCUCAGAUGACUCCUUCGCUGUUUACACCCAGCAGGACGUCUAUGACCACAUGUUUUAUGCGAUAGAAAAGUAUCUCACCUUACCGGAUAACACAGUGGGGCACUACGCCUACGUCUACGACAUCGGAGUGAACAACAGCGCCCUCUCCCUCUGCCAACAGUACUACAAGAAGGGGCAUAUCGAUCCAGUCAAUGAUACGUUCAACAUAGACCCUCACAUUGUCACAGACUGCAUCGGCGUGAAUCCUAUGUCUGCCCCCCCCAAUCUGCUCACCAGCAGCUACAAGAACUUCACACUCAAGUUCCACAAGUUGAUUAAUGUAACCAUACAGUUCCAACUGAAGGCCAUCAACAUACAAACUAUCAUCAACAAUGAGAUCCCAGACUGCUACACUUUUCACAUUACAAUAGUGAUGGACAACAAGGCUCACAGUGGAAAAGUGAAGAUCUGGUUAGAAAACGAGGCGAUGAUAAGGGAAUGUAAAGACCCAAGUGUCUCUGGACAUGCUGAGAGCUUCACACGUGUAACGUUCGACGUGAUCGUUUCACUGGUGUGCCUGCUGUCUCUGAUCCUUUGUGGACGCUCCCUGCUGCGAGGCAUCAUCCUGCAACAGGAGUUUGUUCAGUACUUCAGGGAGACUCUGGAUCGUAAAGUGUGUUGGGCGGAUCGGCUUGAGUUUAUCAACGGCUGGUAUAUUCUUCUCAUCAUCAGUGACAUCUUUACCAUCACAGGCAGCAUCAUCAAAAUCGGCAUUGAAUCAAAGACUAUGUCGUCCUAUGACAUCUGUGCCAUCCUGUUGGGGACCUCCACCCUUUUGGUGUGGGUGGGAGUCAUUCGCUACCUCACGUUUUUCCAAAAGUACAACGUAAGUCAUGGAUCUUCUGGUUCUUCUGUAAGAGAUCGUUCCUUUAGACAUUUAAUUUGCCUGAUCUUUGCUCUCUUUUCACAGAUUCUCAUCAUCACACUUCGAGUAGCGUUCCCCAACGUGAUUCGCUUCUGCUGCUGCGUAGCCGUCAUCUACCUGGGUUACUGCUUCUGUGGCUGGAUCGUACUUGGACCGUACCACGUGAAGUUUCGCUCUCUGUCGAUGGUGUCAGAGUGCCUGUUCUCCCUCAUUAAUGGGGACGACAUGUUUGUGACGUUCUCGGAGAUGCAGGAGAGCAGCACUCUGGUUUGGACGUUCAGCCAGCUCUACCUCUACACUUUCAUCUCCCUGUUCAUCUACAUGGUCUUGUCUCUGUUCAUCGCUCUCAUCACUGGGGCCUACGAGACCAUUAAGCACCAAACCCAGGAACCGAUUCACAUCACAGAUCUGCACGCCUUCAUAGCUGAGUGUACAGAUGCACCAACAUCUGGCAAGUUCAGGGGAGUGGAGACGUCUCCCUGCUCCUUCUUCUGCUGCUGUGACAGAACAACAACAUAUGAAGACGUCCUGCUGGUGAACUGAGGAUGACCUUAAUAAUCUGAGUGCUCACCAGCCCCCCCUGCUGUCCAGCGGUGUGUAUUGCACACAUCAGCAGCGUUCCUGUGGCUCAAGCAGUCGGUACUGAAGAAGGGGUCCGCCUCGGCUGGAUCUACUGAAGGAUCUACACUCUUCCUGCUGGAGCUUUCUGUUCGUUGAGAACUGAAGGACUGAACUUUUCUAAAGGAGCAUUACAGUGUAGCAUCGCUGACGACUACCACACAAACAUUUCUGUUAGUUUUUAUUGUUUUUAGAACAAAACUCAGUAUUUUUUUUUUUCUGUGUUUGUGAUUCUGCAUUACUGCUGCAGAAGCAGCACAAGCUGCUGGUGCAAAAAUGUUACGGAAACUGGUACUGAUUGUUUUUAUUUUUUUAUAUUUUUACUUGAUUUUUUUUUUUCUAUUUUAGAAAAUUUCAGAUUGAAGACCAUAACAAGUCCAGUUUUAUUUAGUAAAAUUCAUGAGAUAUUUAACUAAAAUGAAGAUAACAAAGCUUCUGUGUAAUUAUGAUCAGGUUAAUGCAGCUUCAGUAUAAUUUUCCUACAGCAUUUCCUGUUGCAGCACAGUGUGUGUACCAUGUGUUGCAGACACACUCACUACGUACUCGGACUGUGUUGCAGUUGGUUUGUCCUCCAAAGCUGUGUGCACUUUUCUUUUAAAUGAUGCCAAAACAUUAUGGAGAUUGUGAUACUUCAUUGUGUAUAAGUUAAAAUGUUUGCAAAUCCCCUCCACCCUCAUCGCUGUAGAGAGAGACAACACUGAUGGCCAUUAAGAAAUUGGAUCUGACUUGAAUAGCCGGACUCUGAUUAGGAAACAAUGAUGGAAAACGACGGCUAAAAAUGCCUUCUCAUUGUGACUCAGUUCUUUUCCUUGUUACUUCCCGUUAACAUAAAGUUGUCUUGUCUGAAACAGUUGCUCUGUUGGAGUCCUGAACUAACUAGAUUUCUUCUUUUCUUGUACGCACAAAAGUCUGAAGAGUCUCAGGAUGAAGACGUUUGGUCCAAAAAAAGGACAGAAGUUUUUCCGCUCGUGUUCAACAUAUCAGCUGAAUCAUUUUUUAAGUUAAUUGUGCUGUACAAUAAUAGAUUUUAAAAAUAUAUUUUAAAAGUGCCUGUUUUAUCAAUGGCUUUAAAUUAAGGAUCCAUUACUGUCGUUUAUUACUAAGAUGUUUUUCUGCUUGACUUUAGUGUUUUAUGUUGAGUUUCAGUGUUGAUGUGCCUGUACUGUACCUCAGAGAAACACUGUUUGAAUUGCUGUUCAGUUAUCUGUUUUGUGUCAUAUACAGUAUCUGUUGAUCAUCGUCUAGUUCCUCAAUUAUAAAUUAAACUUUCUGGGUCACCUGUGA
This is a messenger RNA of Xiphophorus couchianus (Monterrey platyfish), 3348 nucleotides long. Its product is annotated as mucolipin-1-like. The coding region runs from base 142 to 1989 and encodes 615 amino acids. The transcript has 13 exons. NCBI's taxonomy places the organism in Eukaryota, Metazoa, Chordata, Actinopteri, Cyprinodontiformes, Poeciliidae. The record is from RefSeq and is a predicted model, not a curated record. Gene Ontology annotation, molecular function: NAADP-sensitive calcium-release channel activity. Gene Ontology annotation, cellular component: lysosomal membrane; plasma membrane.